AGCACACAAGCUUAGGUACCAAAUCUGUGACAGCACAUCAGCCAUACGCCAAAAAUGGCAGCCACAUUCGCAACCCCAUCAACCGUCGUCGGCCUCGGCGGCUCCGUCACCUCGCUGUCAUCCCCAUCAAGGAAACCCCCCCUCUCUUCAGGGUUUUUGAGAUCCGGGGUGACUGCUAGGAACCCUUUGAGGCUAGCUGGUGCUUCAGGGGGCAGGUUUACAUGCUUCGAGAGGGACUGGCUACGUAGGGACUUCAACGUGAUAGGAUUUGGGCUGAUUGGGUGGCUAGCUCCAUCCAGCAUACCGGCGAUCGAUGGGAAGAGCUUGACUGGCCUUUUCUUUGAUAGCAUUGGAACUGAGCUCGCUCACUUCCCCACACCUCCGGCUCUUACUUCCCAGUUCUGGUUGUGGUUGGUAUUAUGGCACCUUGGACUCUUCAUCACUCUUACUUUUGGGCAAAUCGGGUUUAAAGGAAGGAACGAGGAUUACUUUAAAUACUAGUCUUCAUUUGUAAUUUUCUUUUUAAAUACUAGUCAUAUUUUGUGUUUUUCUACUUCUCUUUGUUUAAAACUAUUGUUCUCUUUACCUUCCUUGGAUUAUGUAAAAUAUUAUCUCAACGGUAAUCUGGAUUAUUAGUCUUUUUUUCGGUUGAA
Hibiscus syriacus is the source of this 653-nucleotide messenger RNA. RefSeq names its product photosystem I subunit O-like. The record is from RefSeq and is a predicted model, not a curated record. NCBI's taxonomy places the organism in Eukaryota, Viridiplantae, Streptophyta, Magnoliopsida, Malvales, Malvaceae. The transcript has 4 exons. The coding region runs from base 55 to 501 and encodes 148 amino acids.